This is a messenger RNA of Ectocarpus sp. CCAP 1310/34, 2342 nucleotides long. NCBI's taxonomy places the organism in Eukaryota, Phaeophyceae, Ectocarpales, Ectocarpaceae. The record is from the annotation of a GenBank genome assembly.
AUGAAUCGCAGACAACGAGCUAGACAGGAGAGAUCAAAUGCAAGAAAACAUGCACCAAGAGCCGCAGCGGCUGCCAUUUUGUCUGCCCCUCCUGCAUCGACUCUGGGCGGGACCAGCGGAAUCUCUUUGUCAAAUCCGAUUUUAUCUUAACAAUCUCUCUUGACACGUAGCGGUUACUGCUGUAGCGGCUGAGGAAAAUAUGAUGUCUUCGUGUGAUCAAGCUUCUACGUGUGUGGUCUGCCAUCGAGUGGGUGCGCAGGCAAGUGGUCUACAAAAGCGGGCGAGAUAUUUGGCAACGCACCUGGGACGGUUUGUGAGCGGACAAUUGGAUCUUAUGCCUAUCCCUUGACUUUUGCCCGGAAAACAUUCGCCAUCUAGCCCAAGGACGUGUCGGUUGACCUCUCGUUUGGAAUCAAUCCUCAGGCGGCCGGCGAGUCUUGUUUCGUCGAUAUUGAUUCGGUCGUGUUUCGUCGAUGUGCGGUUUCAAUUGUCCUGAAGAAACUGUUUGCCCUCCCAUGGGUCUUGCGCAGGUGACGUGCCGCGAGAACUUGCCCAGUUACAAAACUUGGGUCAUCUGCUUCUUUCGCGCAACCCUGGUCUGGUUGGUGAGUACAGGUGGGGUUGUACGCUGUGCGUACAUAAGUUGUGGUGAUGUACUCCGUCGCCUCUACCACUCGGCUCUCGUGAGCUGUCAAAACCUUCAUGGUCCAGAUUUGUCCCAUGUUCAUGGUUUCGCCUUGCUUCUUGCACUGACUGCUGGCAUGCUUCGCUUUUGUUCUUGUGCAAGGCCCGAUCCCUCCUAGUCAUCCACAGGGAGACGCCAUGCAAAAGUGGAGCCGUAUUCCUACCGAAGAAGCUCGUGCAAAACUUGUCGCUGCUGACCGCGGAGAAUCGGGUGCCCCCCAGCCUUUUCUGGUGAGAGCGAUCCGCACCGCGACGAAGCUGUGGCACACGGCGGUCCCCGUGAUGGAUGACUAUACGGACUUCGCUCUUCUUUGGACCACUCGUGACGCUCCGGGUCCGGUGUGGUGGCUUUGUCUCAUCAUGGUGGUGCUUGCCGAUGUCGAGCGUCUGUGGUUCCUGGCAACCCUGUGCAUGACCUUCUGCUCUGCCGUGGUUCUGCUUCCUUUCCUUGUUGGGGAAUGUUUUUUCGGAACCCAAGGUGACAUUUUAGGGACAGUAUUUGCUCGACUCAACUGUAACCACGAUGUGCGCCGCGGCACGUUACGUGGGCGUGUGCUGGACACGUUUCUUUGGGCCCUGAUUGGGUCAAGAGGGCGAUGCACCCCCAUUUUCAGCUUGCUGGGGCUGAGCGGGAAUGCCACGAAGGGGCAGAUUGACGAGGCCGGUGUUGGCUUCAGUGCAGUAGACGAGUGGGUGUCUCGUCACCCGUUUCAUUGGCUGGGCAUGAAAGUGUUUCGGGGCUUCGAAUUGAAGGGUUCUGGUGAGACGGUGACGAGGCAAGGGGAAGUGGUGAUCAGGGCCGUGGGCGAGACGAUCGUAGUGGACCCUUUGUUUCUCCUACUUUCAGUCUUGAGCGGGGGUUUGGACGAGGGCCUGACGGGUUUCGCUGGAGUGUCGGCCCUUUUUUCCGUCCUGGAGCUGUUGACAGAGCUGCAGUAUUACGUGGAAGAAUCCGCGAAAUGGCUACGGCCCGUGAGUAGCCCUGUCACUGAUGAUGCAAGACGAGCUCCUGCGAGCGAUGGCGAAAUACUGCAGUCCGAUGCAAGACAUGCUCCAACACGUUCUCCUCCGAGCGAUAGUGAAUACUGCGAGGCGUAGGGAACACCGGGGGUGUAAAGUUGUGCAAGUUUUCCACCGAAACGAAGUAUGGAGAUCGAGAAUGAAAUUGCCCACAUGACUGUGCGGUAUUGUACAGGCAUGCAUACCAGGUGUCAGAAACCCGUAUCCGGAAAAAGGGUAGAUUUCAUUGCGUUGGUUCAUCCACCGGCGGCUAGCUUUUGAGCGGUUGAUUCCUUGAGAAUAAAAUGUGUGCCGCUUGCCGCUUCGUACCGCGGCUCUCACAGAAACCGGUUUUGUCAAUGACCAAUAAUCGGCUCUUUGAAGAUGUGUUGUAUCACCGCCAGACUGUAGUCCUGCUAAUGGUACUUUCGGGCAGCGUGGGGGGCUUUGUUGGACGUGCUUGCGCGCGUCCGCGGUAGCGAAUUUUGAGCCGGGGCUACUACGGCUGUUCCUCUGUUUGCUUUCUGCUGGGGUGCAUUGUUCUGCUCGGUAUCGAUGAAAAUACAGGGCAAUCUUUUGUAAGUGUGAACCAUCUGCAACCUUGUUUGUGUGGGUUCUAACGGUCCGCCUUGCGGUGGUCGAUGUUGAAUGAUUUCCUG